Penaeus monodon (black tiger shrimp) is the source of this 2794-nucleotide messenger RNA. It is a transcript of the gene Marcal1, whose product is annotated as SWI/SNF-related matrix-associated actin-dependent regulator of chromatin subfamily A-like protein 1. Lineage: Eukaryota; Metazoa; Arthropoda; Malacostraca; Decapoda; Penaeidae. The transcript has 14 exons. Gene Ontology annotation, biological process: replication fork processing; DNA repair. The record is from RefSeq and is a predicted model, not a curated record. Gene Ontology annotation, molecular function: ATP-dependent chromatin remodeler activity; ATP binding. Gene Ontology annotation, cellular component: nuclear replication fork. Bases 170 to 2398 code for a protein of 742 amino acids.
ACAUGAGAUGCGGCGCGAGACGAGGAGGAGGUCUUGAAAAUUAUUCAUUACACUUUUUCGUCUAUUACAAAUCUUUAAGGUGUGAUUUUGUCAUAUGUACUGUAUCAGAAGAGGUAGUACCGUGCAUACUGUUAGAGAAUUUAUACAUAGGUAACAGAAAAGUGAGAAGAUGAGUGGCCUUACAAAGGAGCAACUGCAGCGUAUGGAAGAGAACCGCCAAAAGGCCCUUGCAAGGAGGGCAGCAGUCCUGGCAGCAGCAGGGAAUAGCAGCAAUAACCAGCCUGCAAAACCCAGUAAUUUCCAGCCAAUGUCUGGUGGUGGAGCUGCCAAGCCUUCCAGCAGUGCAGCUACACAGCCAUAUAAUAGACAGAUAAGCCCGACAGGAAACCCUUGGAAACCAGGAGGUCAGCAGAGUACGUUUUCGCAGAACACAUACCCAAAAUCAGGUCCCUCUAGUCAGAAUAGCCAGCCUGUCAGCAAUCAGACUUCAGUACCAGGGAAAUCAGCAUCAAACUUUUACAAGACAGGUCAAACAACUAUCAAUAACAACACACAAUAUAGCAAGAACAAUGCAACAAGCUCCAGUUUCAGUAACAACACACAGUCUAAAGCACAGAGCCAACCACCUGGCAACACUGCAAAACAUACGGGUGAUGCUUCAGGAGCAAAACCCGUGUUUGGUAAGAAUGUCAAUGGUACAUUUCGACUGAUGUCCCGUGAGAGGUUUAUGGUAGAAGUUGGGUAUCAUCAACAGAUGAUAGAAGUCUUCAAGACAAUGACAACAAAGAAAUAUGAUGUUGAGACCAAAAGAUGGAACUUUGAACUGAGUGAACAUGACAAGUUAGUUGCUGCACUUACUCCUCUCAGACCAGCCGUGUGCAUCAGUCCUUUGCCGUUAUUUGUUCGCAAAAUUCUGAAAGCAGCUCAAACAGAAAUCCCUGCUUCUUGUGUUGACUUGUUUGGACUUGACCCUAAACUGUUAGAUGCCUUGAUGCCAUUUCAACAUGAGGGAGUAUGUUACGGCGUGAGCCACAACGGGCGGGCUCUUAUCGCUGACGACAUGGGCCUCGGCAAGACGAUCCAGGCCUUGGGCGUGGCCGCUUACUAUAGGCAGGAGUGGCCCCUGCUAGUGGUCACGCCGUCCUCCGUCAGGUAUUCGUGGGCCAAGGCGAUCGAGCGGUGGAUCGGGUCCGUAAGCCACGGGGACAUCGUGGUGGUGGGCAGCGGGAGGGACCCCGUCAGUUGCUCCGACGUGGUCAUCAUGAGCUACGACCUGCUGGCGCGGCGGGGCAAGGAGCUCCAGGACUGUAAUUUCCAGGUCGUCAUAAUGGAUGAGUCCCACAUGUUAAAGAGCUUUAAGACAGCUCGGUACAAGGCAGCAGCGCCCAUAAUGAAGAAGGCGAAGCGUGUCCUUCUGCUUAGCGGCACCCCUGCUCUGUCCCGUCCCAGUGAGCUCUACACCCAGAUCUCUGGCAUCGAUCCUAGUCUCUUUCCGAGUUUUCAGGAGUUUGGAGUACGAUACUGUGCAGGAAAGCAGCUCCCUUGGGGAUGGGACUUUUCUGGCUCUAGCAACUUGGAGGAGUUACAGAUAUUGCUUGAAGCAAGAAUCAUGAUCAGAAGAUUAAAGAGUCAAGUACUUGAUCAGCUUCCUUCAAAGCAAAGAAUGACUGUGAUCUUAGAUCCAACAAGCAUACAUGCCAGUACAAAAGCCAUGGAGGAUGCAGCCAAGCAGUUUGGAGCAGUGAAAGGUGUCCAGAAGCAUGGUGCUCUUCUUCAGUUCUUUGCUGAAUCAUCUCGUGCCAAGUGGAAGGCAGUGACUGAAUAUAUUAAGGAGCUGUUUGAAGCAGAGAAGAAAUUCUUGGUGUUUGCUCAUCACCAAAUAAUGCUGGACAAAUUAUGUGAGACUUGUGAAAAUGCUAAGAUUGAGUACAUUCGUAUUGAUGGAAAGACACCAGGUGAAGUAAGGCAGAAUUAUGUAAAUAAAUUCCAGACAAAGGACAGUGUCAAAGUUGCUGUGCUCUCCAUUACAGCUGCUAACACUGGCCUUACACUUACAGCAGCUCAGCUUGUUGUAUUUGCAGAAUUAUUUUGGAAUCCUGGGAUCCUAGUUCAGGCAGAGGACAGAGCUCACAGGAUUGGACAGGAAGACUGUGUGAUGGUGCAGUACCUUGUGGCACAAGGCACAGCUGACGACUACAUCUGGCCGCUGGUACAGUCCAAAUUAGAGGUGCUGGGCAAAGCAGGACUCAGCAAGGAUAACUUCUCUGAUGCUGGAUCAACUCAUCAAAAAGACUCAGAACAGGAGAGCAUCUUGAAGUACUUCAGUGAAGUCGGUGGUGACGGUUUCAUCGAUGAUGACCUCACUGAUGAGCCAAAGUCAAAACGGAUGAAGACGUGAUGAUUUGUUUCUUCUUUCUUCAUAGAUAUAUGUUUUUACUUGCUUGUUCAUUUGAGAAACAUGCUAUUUCUGUUGAUCAUAUCAUAUACUUUUGCUUCAAACAAGUUACCUAUUAUUGAAGAUAUCCAGAAAACACUCCAAAAUGGUAUGAAGCACUUUUAGUGAGUGUUAAAAUGCAUGAAGGUUAAUGAGAAAAUAGAAUAAUCAUAAGUUGAAUAUCAUAACCAGUUUGUUGAAAAAAUGCACAAGGAGGAUAUAUGGAUCUAAUCUAUGUUGCAUUUGAAGGGUAGCACCACUGGAUUUUGCCAAUGCUAUCUGAGUGAAUGAUUUAUAUUUUGUGAAAUAUAGUAUGAAAGGAUUUCUUAACACAUCAUUAAUAAAGUAUAUUUUAUUGUU